AUGUGCAGCCGGAACCACCAACUGAAGGAAUGCGACGAAUUCAAAACGCUUACCCUUGAAGGACGCAGGCGAGUCGUGGAGCAAGAAAGACUAUGCCGCAAUUGCCUAAAUUUCCACGGCCACCGACCUUGUCGUUUGAGUGGAUAUUGCAAUGUUAAUGGUUGUACAGUCCGCCACCACCCUCUUCUUCAUUCCAUCGGGGGUCAGCAGACGCAGAAUAAUGCUGGCGAAUCUUCAGUUCGUUCAAACGAUCAUCAGUCCAACUCCAAUGGUCGUGGACCAUCCGCUUUCGAACCCAGUCCGCCCGCCGACAUCCACGUGCAUCGAAGUUUUCCUCAAGUUUGCCUGCUUCGCUUUGUGCCGGUCACAUUACACGGGAAGGGAAAUCUGAAAAUUGACACUUUCGCUUUCCUGGAUGAUGGUUCAUCACUCACGCUUAUCGAAGAAAAACUGGUUGAUGAACUCGGGUUGCAAGGACAACCACGAACACUCUGUUUGAAAUGGACGGGCAAUAAGACGAGAACGGAACAUGGCUCCAAGGUGAUUGAGCUUCAGAUAUCCGGAACCGAUCAAAGGCAUCAUAAACUACAAGAUACUCGCACAGUCAAAGAAUUAGCUCUUACCCCACAAACACUAGACUUUGGGACAUUGUCGGCUUCAUUUCGGCAUCUACGAGGACUUCCGAUAGCGAGCUACAGGAAUGCAGUUCCUCGUGUUUUGAUAGGGGUUAACAACCUUCAUUUGACCGUUCCACUUCGUACAAAAGAAGGUCAACCGCAAGACCCAAUAGCUACUAAAACAAGGUUGGGAUGGUGUGUCUACGGAGGAACAGGAUACCAAGAUACAUCUUUGUACGUGCACCGUUGUAGUUGCUCUGGUGAUGAUGCAUUGCACACAGCUGUUCGGAACUAUUUUGCUUUAGAAGACGUGGGUAUAACCGGGACAGCCAUUCUUGAAUCUGAGAACGAUAAACGGGCCAAGAGAAUCCUUGAAGAGCACACAAGUCGCCAAGGUGAUAGAUUCCAAACUGCCUUACUUUGGAAGUCCGAUUAUUAUGAGUUUCCUGACAGCCGUUUUAUGGCUGAAAAACGUUUCGAGUGUUUGGAACGUAAGCUGAAACGAAACCCAAAGAUGAUGGAAAGUGUUACUAAGCAAAUAGAAGAAUACCAGAUGAAAGGUUAUGCCCGUCUCGCCACCGAAGGUGAAAUCAAAAACUCAGAUCCUCGGAAAACCUGGUACCUACCACUCGGCGUUGUAGUAAACCCCAAAAAGCCGGAGAAGAUUCGCAUGGUGUGGGACGCAGCUGCUACGGUUAAAGGUGUCUCGUUGAACAGCAUGCUUUUGAAAGGACCAGAUCAACUAACAACACUACCCUGGGUCCUCUUCCGUUUCCGACAAUAUGCUGUGGCAGUCUCUGGUGAUAUAUCCGAGAUGUUCCACCAAAUCCGUAUUCGUCCCGAAGAUCAACAAGCUCAGCGUUUUCUCUGGCGGACCAAUCCAAAUAAAGCUUUCGACGUUUUUGUUAUGCAGGUGGCCACUUUCGGUUCAACUUGCUCCCCAGCAUCUGCUCAAUUCAUAAAGAAUAAGAACGCACGAGAGUUUGCGGAUGUCUAUCCUCGAGCUGUUGAAGGAAUCAUCGACUGCCAUUACGUGGACGACUACGUCGAUAGCUUUGGGACAGAGGAAGAAGCACAACGAGUUGCUCGAGAAGUCAAGGCCAUUCACGCGCGAGGAGGUUUCAACAUUCGUGGUUGGAGAUCCAAUAGCAUGAAAAUUCUCCAAGGGCUUGGAGAGGCAACAGAUCCUAAUCCCAAAGAACUACACACACAGCACGGCAUCAUCGAGAGAGUUCUUGGAAUGCACUGGCUUCCCAAUGAAGAUACUCUGGCAUAUUCCACCAAUUUUCAACCACAAAUAAACGUCAUAAUUUCAAACAGAAUGCGGCCAACGAAACGACAAGUACUGAAGUGUUUAAUGAGUGUAUUCGACCCUCUCGGUCUUCUAGCGGCCUUUGUCGUUCAAGGCAAAAUACUUCUCCAAGAUAUUUGGAGAGCCGGUACACAAUGGGAUGAAGAAAUCGACGACCAAGUAUUUGAAAAAUGGACCAGAUGGAUAGAUCAGUUCCCACUUAUAGCAGACCUCCAGGUUCCAAGAUGCUACUAUCUAGAUGCUACUGAAACACUCUACAAUAAUCUUGAACUGCAUAUAUUUGCCGAUGCAAGCGAAGAUGCUUACGCAGCCGUAGCGUAUUUUCGUAGUUCCAUCAACAGCAAGGAAUAUAAGUGCGCUCUAGUUGCGUCAAAGACAAAGGUAGCUCCUCUACGACAUUGGUCGAUUCCCCGGCUUGAACUCCAAGCUGCUGUAUUAGCUGCGCGACUAGAAACUUUUAUUAAAGAAGGCCAUACAUUGCAAAUACAUCGUACGGUAUUUUGGUCGGAUUCGAGUACAGUACUAGCCUGGAUACGCUCGGACCAUCGAAGAUAUUCGUCGUUUGUGGCAUGUCGAGUAUCUGAAAUAUUAUCUACCACUUCUAUCGCUGAUUGGCGAUGGAUCUCAACGAAGAUGAACGUUGCUGACCUGGCCACAAAAUGGGGACAAGGUGGCCAACUGGACGUGGAUGGUCCAUGGUUCAACGGACCGGAAUUCUUGAAAGAGGAAGAGGCAGAGUGGCCGCGUCCCAAAUCAAUUCAACCAACUGUAGAAGAACAAAAAAUGUGUGGGGUCCAUCAAAGCCUAGAAAGUCCAGAGCCGCUGGUUGAUGUAUCCAGAUUUUCUAAGUGGGAGAGACUGACCAGAGCAAUGGCCUACGUAUUCCGAUAUUUCAACAACUGCAAGAAAACACGUUGCAAGAUCAGUAGUUUGUAUCCCACGCAAUCCGAGUUGAGGCUCGCCGAAGAUUACCUUUUCCGAAUGGUUCAACGAGAAGCUUUUCCAGACGAAGUGCACCGGCUACUGGCACAAAUCAGCGAGCCGAAUAAGAAGCAGGUCGCCGUUGGAAAAGGCAGUAAACUGUACAAGUUGUCACCUUACCUAGACGAGCACCAAGUUCUGCGAGUCGACGGGCGGAUUGGAGCGGCGGUUAAUGUGGACAACUACAUCAAGUAUCCAGUGAUUCUCGCGAAACAACACCGUGUCAGCGAUUUGAUCAUCGAUUUUUAUCACCGUAAGUUCCAUCACGCUAAUUUCGAGACCGUGGUGAACGAAUUACGUCAGGUUUACCAUAUCCCACAAGUACGAUCCCGUGUGAAGCAGAUUGUGAAGCGUUGUCAGUACUGCAAAAUCAACAACGCUCGACCUCAAAUUCCAAGAAUGGCUCCUUUACCAGCGGCGAGGUUACCAUUCACUUUCGUUGGGUUGGAUUUGUUUGGUCCACUCCAGGUUAAAGUUGGUAGGAGCUCGGUUAAACGUUGGAUCGCGCUCUUCACCUGUUUGACAGUGCGCGCUGUCCAUGUCGAAGUAGUAUUCAACCUAAGUACGGAGUCGUGUAUUAUGGCGGUUCGGAGGUUUGUUGGUAGGCGAGGAUCACCACUAGAAUUCUAUUCAGACAACGGCACCAACUUCCGGGGAGCCGAUAACGUGCUGCAGCAACAAGUGUCAAACAUCGAAGAAGGGCUGGCAUCUACGUUCACCAACACUGCAACGAAAUGGGUGUUUAUACCUCCUGGAACACCACACAUGGGCGGCGCAUGGGAGCGCAUGGUGCGUUCGGUGAAGAAAGCGAUGGAGACGAGCGUGAGCUCGUGUAGAAAACUAAACGAUGAGGGCCUGUGGACUCUAGCAAUCGAGGCUGAGGGAAUUGUGAAUUCCAGACCGCUUACGUAUCUUCCGAUUGAGGCAGCGGAACAAGAAGCUCUUACACCUAAUCACUUGUUAAUCGGAAGCUCCAACGGUGUCAAGCAGCCGACUGUAGAGCAGGUAGACGAAGUAUUAAUGCUUAAAAAUACCUGGAACCAAAUACAACACCAAGCAGACAACUUCUGGCGUCGAUGGGUUCGCGAGUACUUACCGGAUUUGACUCGGCGCACGAAAUGGCAGGGUGAAACUCGACCCAUUUGUGUAGGAGACUUAGUGAUCAUUGUGGACGAGGCAAGAAGAAAUGGUUGGGUCCGCGGACGUGUUAAUGAGGUCAUUCCAGGGUAA
Molecule: messenger RNA, 4140 nt
Organism: Uranotaenia lowii
Lineage: Eukaryota; Metazoa; Arthropoda; Insecta; Diptera; Culicidae
Exons: 1
Coding region: 1-4140 (1379 amino acids)
Biological process (GO): DNA integration
Molecular function (GO): nucleic acid binding
Source: RefSeq, a predicted model, not a curated record